Molecule: messenger RNA, 1791 nt
Organism: Fulvia fulva
Lineage: Eukaryota; Fungi; Ascomycota; Dothideomycetes; Mycosphaerellales; Mycosphaerellaceae
Exons: 1
Coding region: 1-1791 (596 amino acids)
Biological process (GO): response to xenobiotic stimulus; DNA-templated transcription; regulation of DNA-templated transcription
Molecular function (GO): DNA binding; DNA-binding transcription factor activity, RNA polymerase II-specific; zinc ion binding
Source: RefSeq, a predicted model, not a curated record
AUGACCGGCGAGAAUGGCAACACAGUGGCCGGCUCCAAAAGGUCAUUAAGUCCCGACGACGAAGGAACUCAAGAAGUACAUCAAGGCAGACAACGCUCUCGCGCAGCUUGCACGCCAUGCCGGCAAAGGAAACGAAAAUGUGACGGCCGCCUGCCGUGCGCUACUUGCGUACGAUAUGAAUACCAAUGCGAAUAUUCCACCAGCUCGAAACGCUCCUCAAUGGCGCAACAUGCCGACGUUGCUCAGGAACCUCCACCGCCUCAGCCCAUAGGCAGGACCCAUCCGAGCAUCAUUCAGCUGCAGAAGCAUCCGCUCACUGCGCCUGGGGCACGAUUCCAUCAUCGGGGUAUUUUGGAUCCUGUCAAGACGCGGUUCGUUAGAGCUAACUCUGCGGUUGCGUUUCCGAGGAUUCUGGGGAUGGAUCUGGAGAGUGAUAGUAUUCCGCGGUUGCAUUCUUUUGCGUGGCAUUUGGGAAUUCGGCCUGAGCCGCAGGAGGAGCCGGUUGGUAUUGCUACGCAUUUGACGCUUGCGGAUAUGCAGAACUAUGCGAAUGUGUACUUCCAGGUUGUCAAGCCGGAGUUUGGAUUGCUGGAGGAGGCAGAGUUCAUGGAGCAGGUGACGGCACGUUGGAAUGAUCCUGUCGGCAUUAGGGAUAUUGACUCUGUCGCGCUUGGUGUUGCUGCGCUUGGGUCUUUCUUCUCGCCGAAACCGCAUCCUAAGGAGGAUGCUAUAUUCAUGGAUGCACGUAAUGUGCUUGUGGCGAAGAGUAUCAGUAAUUCACCUACGCCGCAUCAUGUAGCUGGCUGGAUUUUGAGGACGAUCUAUCUCCGUCUGACUUCGAGGCCGCAUGGGGCAUGGAUAUCGAGCUGCAUUACUAUGCACCAGAUAGAGGCCAGCGGUCUGCAUAAGGAGAUACAGACCAUUGCCGUGGUGUACCCGCCGACGGUCACCGACCACAAACUGGCCAAGAAUCGCCGGCGACUGUUCUGGAUCUCGAGAGCUCUGAACAUCAUCUUAUCUUUCGAGUAUGGACGCUCCAGGGUCAAUUUCGAUGUUGUCACCACCAAGCGUUUUGCGUCCGAAAGUGCAAGUCAUGCGCACCAUUUCGUGGAGUUGGCCGACCUGCUGCCGAACGACUUCGUGGACAAGGAACGUGAGCCAGACCCGCCUGGUGCAUUGGCUAGAGCGCUGGAUAAGAUCGAGGCGCUACAGACUGAGUCGCACUUUAUAUCCUUGCUCAAGGCAGAUCUGGCCUUUGCUAUCUACAGACGAUUGUGGUUGAUGAGUCUGACCGAUGCCAAAGACAAAGCAGAAACUGUCGUCAGCAUUGGUAAAUCAGCAUUGACAGCCUCUGCGAAGUUGCUCUCAAUCAGGACUCCUUGGUGGAACGUCAUCUGCACUCCCUUCCAGUUCCUGUGCGUGGUCAUAGCUGUUGGGACGCCUAGCAGUCUCGCACACAUACAAGAGGUCAUGAACCUUAUGCACAACAUCGCACAGACGUACGAUACACACAUGUGCAGAGAGGCGUACAACCAGGCUACUGCCUUGAUUACGAUGGCUCGGAAACGCAAGCAGAAGGAGUUGGAAGCACUGAAUGCCGUGCCAGAGACACCACCGUUCACCGACCACCCUUCAGCUGGACCGAGUAGUACGCUCUCGGAUGCACCGAACAUGGAUUGGGCGAUGGAAAUACCGUUCGAAUGGGAUAUGUUCCUGAACCCUGAGCUGGUCGUGUCGAGUCAGCAACCCUUGCCCAUGGAGAGCGCGUAUGCCAAUCAGUUCAAGUUCUGA